CCUGGACGCCUACUGGUGUUGCCAGCGCGGCGGUGGCGGAUCGCUCGGUUCCAGCCAGUAGGUCCUGUGAGGGCGAGCUGAGGCGGAGAAAGGGCGUGGAACUGGGAACGGGUGAGUCGGACGCAGUCUACGCGGUCGAGGGAGGCGGCACCGCGGCGUAGGGUUGACUUAAAUAAAUGGACCCGUGCUGCAGUCUCUCCGGAGACACCGCGGUCUUAGCGUCAGCGAGCAGAGGGUGAGGAGGCGCCAGAGCCCGGUCCUUGCAUCCUUACUCGUCCUCAGCUCCCCGCCAGCAUCUCCACCAUGCAGUCCCGGGAAGAAGCUUCGCGCUCUCGCCGCCUCGCUAGUCCCCGCGGCGGGAAGCGGCCCAAAAGGGUUCACAAACCCACGGUUUCGGCUUUUUUCACGGGCCCAGAGGAGCUGAAGGACACGGCUCAUUCCGCAGCCCUGCUGGCCCAGCUCAAGUCCUUCUACGACGCGCGGUUGCUCUGUGAUGUGACCAUCGAGGUGGUCACUCCUGGCAGCGGGCCUGGCACGGGCCGCCUCUUCCCCUGCAACCGUAACGUGCUGGCUGCCGCGUGUCCCUACUUCAAGAGCAUGUUCACCGGCGGCAUGUACGAGAGUCACCAGACGAACGUGACCAUGCACGAUGUGGAUGCCGAGUCCUUCGAGGUGCUGGUCGAUUACUGCUACACGGGUCGUGUGUCCCUGAGUGAAUCCAAUGUGGAGCGCCUGUACGCCGCCUCCGACAUGCUGCAGCUCGAGUAUGUGCGUGAAGCCUGUGCCUCCUUCCUAGCCCGCCGCCUUGACCUGGCCAACUGCACGGCCAUCUUCAAGUUCGCCGACGCCUUCGGCCAUCGCAAGCUGCGAUCACAGGCCCAGUCCUUUAUAGCCCACAACUUCAAGCAGCUCAGCCAGAUGAGUUCGAUUCGGGAGGAGUCUCUGGCAGAUUUGACCCUGGCCCAACUGCUGGCCGUCCUGCGCCUGGACAGUCUAAACAUCGAGCAUGAGCAGACCGUGUGCCACGUGGCGGUGCAGUGGUUGGAGGCGGCUCCCAAGGAGCGGGGUCCCAGCGCUGCAGAAGUCUUCAAGUGUGUCCGCUGGACACACUUCACCGAUGAAGAUCGGAAUUACCUGGAGGGGCUGCUGACCAACACCAUGGUGAAGAAGUACUGUCUGGACCUUGUUGAAGGGGCCCGGCAGAUGCGAUAUGGUGACACGCUGUGCAAGUCUCUGGUGCCAAAGCCAGAGAGCAGCAGCGGUGGCGGCAGCAGCGGCAGCGGCAGCGGGGGCGUCGUUAGCAGUGUCGUUAGCGGCGCUGGCGGCGGCGGCGGCGGCUGCAGCAGCAGCUCUGUUGUAUCCGUGGCAGAAAAUCCACCCCAGAGGCUGGGUGUGUAUGCCAAGAAGAUGGUGAUCUUCUUUGGACAUCCCAGAGAUCCCUUUCUGUGCUGUGACCCAUACUCGGGGGACAUUUACAAAGUGCCAUCACCUUUGACCUGCCUUGCUCACACUAGGACUGUGACCACCUUAGCUGUCUGUGUCUCUCCAGACCAUGACAUCUAUCUGGCCGCCCAGCCCAGGAAGGACCUCUGGGUGUAUAAACCAGCCCAGAAUAGUUGGCAGCAACUUGCUGACCGCCUGCUCUGCCGUGAGGGCAUGGACGUGGCAUACCUCAAUGGCUACAUUUACAUUUUGGGUGGGCGGGACCCUAUUACCGGCAUUAAACUGAAGGAGGUGGAGUGCUACAGUGUCCAGAGGAACCAGUGGGCACUGGUGGCUCCACUGCCCCAUUCUUUUAUUUCCUUCGAUCUGAUGGUAAUUCAGAACUAUCUUUACGCUCUCAAUAGUAAGCGCAUGUUCUGCUUUGAUCCCAGCCACAAUAUGUGGCUGAAGUGUGUUUCUCUGAAGCGCAAUGAUUUUCAGGAAGCCUGUGUCUUCAAUGAUGAGAUCUAUUGCAUCUGCGACAUCCCUGUCAUGAAGGUCUACAAUCCAGUCAGAGGAGAGUGGAGGCAGAUUAAUAACAUUCCCUUGGUGUCAGAGACUAACAACUACCGGAUUAUCAAUCAUGGGCAAAAACUGUUGCUGAUCACCUCACGCACCCCGCAGUGGAAAAAGAACCGGGUGACUGUGUAUGAAUAUGAUAUUAGGGGUGACCAGUGGAUUAAUAUAGGUACCACAUUAGGCCUGUUCCAGUUUGAUUCUAACUUUUUUUGCCUCUCAGCUCGCGUUUAUCCUUCCUGUCUUGAACCUGGUCAGAGUUUUCUCACUGAGGAGGAAGAAGUACCCAGUGAAUCGAGCACUGAGUGGGAUUUAGGUGGAUUCAGUGAGCUGGACUCUGAGUCAGGAAGUUCAAGUUCUUUAUCUGAUGAUGAUUUGUGGGUUCAGGUAGCCCCUCAGUGAAAUGCGCAGGGUCAGCAGAGUGUGUUAUAGAUAAGCUGAAACACUAAGGUGUUUUUACUGCUUUGGAAAGUAUCUUAAAGAGACCCUUUCGUUUUGCUGG
Molecule: messenger RNA, 2500 nt
Organism: Balaenoptera musculus (blue whale)
Lineage: Eukaryota; Metazoa; Chordata; Mammalia; Artiodactyla; Balaenopteridae
Product: kelch repeat and BTB domain-containing protein 6
Exons: 1
Coding region: 304-2400 (698 amino acids)
Molecular function (GO): protein binding
Source: RefSeq, a predicted model, not a curated record